AUGGACGUUGCCAUCGCAAGCGUACCGGCUUCAUCGCGAGUACAAGCGUCAACAGCACCUGACAAAGUAUACGGGGCAUUCCCAUCCGACCUCAUGGCGACUUUGGUCGCUUCACGAAAACAUCAACCUGACUCCCCUCAAUGUAAUGCCUUGGACAAGUGUAUCUUCACAUCACCUCUUGUUCCCUAUCGAACUCUCGCCGACCUUCGACCUUUCGUUAGAGCUCGCCCUCAAUCGCUCUGCUUUCUCCCGCUCUGCUUCUGCGAUCGUUGGGCAAUGGCACGUGUUAAGACACGCACAGCGUCAAUUCGCUCUCGCAAAUUCGAAUUGACGAGAUUACUUGCACCUCGGCACUCGCAUUGUUUGACUACCUCGAGCUACAAAUUGUCAACACUGAACCGAAGCAAAGCUGCAUGGCUUAACAGGCUGAUGGCUCCUCGUGCGGACCAGCGGCUGUCAAUGUCUCCCAUCUCCAGGUCCCGACAGAAUCUGCCUAGCCAUUCUACUGACAAUUCAAGUGGGCAACACGCCUACAUGCUUCAAUCGGGACGAAAAGCAUCUGAGCAAAAAUCUCCGCAGCGCGUGCGCGGUGCCGUGCCGUAAUUGCUCCGGCACCUGA
Microbotryum saponariae is the source of this 619-nucleotide messenger RNA. The record is from the annotation of a GenBank genome assembly. NCBI's taxonomy places the organism in Eukaryota, Fungi, Basidiomycota, Microbotryomycetes, Microbotryales, Microbotryaceae.